AUGGGAGUAUCAUCUCUCUCCUACAAGCCACCACCCUCUCUCCAAAAUUCAGUACUCUCAGUUUCUGGGUCUUGCAAAAAAUCACAGACUCCACCUACCGACAUGCCGGAUGCAAUAAAAUAUGCACCAAUCAAUAGUGGAACCCUGAUCUCAGACCUGAAGAGCCAUUUCUCUCACCUGAGAACAAAAAGAACAGUUGCUUGUGCUUAUGGAUGCGUUUUUGCUUUCAUUGCCUUCACUGCUUUCUUAGCUUUUAGUCCUUCUAGCAAUUCGUCAUCACCAUGGUUCACAAACAUCUUCUCUAGCAGUAGUAGUACAAGUAGUUCUUCAAUUUUCUCUGAGGAGUCUUAUAGAUCUCACUUCUCUUCAAUUAUCUCUCGUUUCUUUCCAAAUUCCACACAAACCCACAAUUCUACUAUUCAGACAUCACAAACCAACAUUAAUAGAUCUCGAAAUGACUCAUUUCAACCACCCAAAUUGAAAACAGAACCAGACAUUGGAAAAAACCAGACCCAGAAUAAAGAUUUGCAUGAUAGAUUUGAGGUCUUGAAGCCAAAUCAGAGUACAAUUGAGGCACCAAAAUCCUCAAAUACAACCUUUCAGUCCCCCAAUUUGAAUAGAGAAGGAUCAAUUGCCAAGAACCAGAGUCAGGUUAAAGAACCACGCGAUAAAGUUGAAGUCCUGAAGCCAAAUCUGAGUACAAUUGUGGCACCAAAAUCUCCGGCAGCAGCAAAUAAAACUGCAAAGUUGGAAUCAGAUUCUUCUUCUGAAAGAAAAAAUGUUAGUGGGAAUGGAGAGAAAGGAAUUGGAAAGAAGGAUAAUUCGUCAAAUUUUACUUCUUCUCUGUUGAGAAACCAGAGCAAUGGGUCUAAUUCGGGUGUGUCGGUGAAACAGAGGAGUGAGAAUUUGGUGGAGUCUUUGAUGAAUUGCAAUCUAUUUGAUGGGUAUUGGGUGAGAGAUGACUCUUACCCGUUGUAUAAACCGGGUUCAUGUUCACUGAUUGAUGAGCAAUUCAACUGUUUUCUUAAUGGAAGGCCUGAUAAAAAUUAUGAAAAAUUCAAAUGGAAGCCUAAGGGAUGUACUCUACCAAGGUAUGUGGCAAAACUUUUACUUUUUUUUUUGUUCAAACUUAAUUUUUCUAUGUUUUUUUUCCUUGCAGAGAAAUUUUUAUUUAAGCAUAGUUUGAAAUGGGUUCUGCUCUAA
Molecule: messenger RNA, 1203 nt
Organism: Ilex paraguariensis (yerba mate)
Lineage: Eukaryota; Viridiplantae; Streptophyta; Magnoliopsida; Aquifoliales; Aquifoliaceae
Source: the annotation of a GenBank genome assembly